Messenger RNA from Porites lobata, 1160 nucleotides. Lineage: Eukaryota; Metazoa; Cnidaria; Anthozoa; Scleractinia; Poritidae. The record is from the annotation of a GenBank genome assembly.
AUGUCAGAAUUCUUCUCCGUUACUUUAGAACUACUGUGCCACGUCUAUACGUCACUGGCAAAUCAAAUUAUUAGUCAUUUUGGGCCUAGAUACGCAGAAGAUGACAUUCAGGAAACCUUUCAAGAACGGGACGACUUCGUGUCGCACGACCAAAAAGAUACAAUUAUUGAAGAGUACGAGAACCCACGAAAAUUUAUCGAUCCUUCUGCCUGGAGAAGAAAUAUGCCAACAUGGAAAGUUUCGCUGAAAAAUAGUACCUACUUUGUGUUUAUGUUUACAUUCGUUGUUGGCGGUUUGAUUGGGUUAGCGUCCUUUUUGCUGACGUGGUAUAUUAUAAGCAUUGUCUAUGCCUGUGAUUGGAAGUCACUUGCCGAUCCUACAUACCCUCUGCAUCUUAAGAGGAGACGCAUAAUUGGUCAAUCUUACCAGUCUUUCAUUCUUUACUUUUGGCAGCCCGCAUUGAUGUGCAUGGUUUUCAAGUGGCAAGUUCUUAAAGAUGUCAAUCUAUUGACCUGCACUCUUGCUGGAGCGUCUCUUGAUCUUGGGUACAGGUUUUUCCUUGGCUUGUUUGAUAUGUAUUAUCCUCCAUGGGUACCAUAUCCACUAAAUGUAGUUUAUAUAGUUGUAGUUAUAAUGACAACUCUGUCUAUUAGCAAAAAAAUUAUUCAAAACAGGAGCCGAAUUCAGGCCACUAUUGUGUUGGCUUUCAAACUCAGUUCUCAGUUCAUCACUGGAGCAAUUGUUUUGUAUAUUAUCUGGUACGCCUUUAUAUCAAGCUUUGCCCAGAAGGAAGGCUUUAUGAAAUUACUUUAUCUUGUUUUACUGUUUCCAAUAGCCUUAUUUCCAAAAGUGAUAUCACGGCAAUGUGUCCUUCGUUUAGAUCAUGUCAAUCAUCCGGGAACUUCUUACGUUCUGGUAUCCACUGCAUGCGGAAGUGCCAUUAUAGUGUACACUAUUGCUACAGGCAGAGUUUAAAAGUCUUUUGGCUUUUACUGCACUAAGCAUUGGUUACGGUGUCAGUCAUUUAGCUUACGAAUUGAUCAUCUUAUUACGAGAACACAAAAAGGAGAAACGCUGGAAAACUUUGUACUUGGAGUCAGAAUCAAACUCUCCAGGACACUCUGCCACCUGUCACACAUCACCUCGUGCUAAGAGGCUAG